Messenger RNA from Liolophura sinensis, 4907 nucleotides. RefSeq lists its product as uncharacterized. Lineage: Eukaryota; Metazoa; Mollusca; Polyplacophora; Chitonida; Chitonidae. The record is from RefSeq and is a predicted model, not a curated record. The transcript is spliced from 11 exons. Gene Ontology annotation, biological process: sodium ion transmembrane transport. Gene Ontology annotation, cellular component: plasma membrane. The coding region runs from base 1 to 2940 and encodes 979 amino acids. Gene Ontology annotation, molecular function: ligand-gated sodium channel activity.
AUGAGGACCACGUCUGACUACACGCUCGCCGACAUGAGGAAGCCUGUGUGGUCGGGACGGAUGGAAGGGAUGCCGUCCCAUCACGGGGAAGUGUCUCCAUACGCCUCGGUGGAGCCAAGAAUUUGUGACCCGUACCUUCUUGAGAAGGACAGCGGGAUGGACACGGAGAGCGAGAGGGACCGACGGGUGCUAUCCCGUUCCGAGGUCCACGCCCUUCUACAGAAACUACGCAGUGAUAUUCAUACCCUUCGAGACAGCGUUAGCUCCAGGGUGGACGACGAAGAUGCCAUGUACCAAAAAAUAGAAAAUAAACAUAGAAUAAAAGAAAAAAGACGGACUGCCGGGGAUUACUUGCGGAGGCAGGCUCAAGAUAGGGGAUUACACCGGCUGGGAUGUUUGUUUAACCAGAACAUUCCAUUAUGUUGCAGGUUGAUAUGGGUAUUGAUAGUGGGCGCUCUGCUGGCACUGGCUGCCUAUCAACUACGGGACAGGAUUCUCAAAUUCAUCAACUUUCGUACCUACAGUAGUGUUCAAAUUUACCAGCUUGAUUCCAUGCCUUUUCCUGCCGUCACAAUUUGUAAUUUAAAUCCUUUCAGACUGUCCAAAGCUGUAGAGACGGGACAAUACGAUAGUUUACAGAGAGUCACCCAAGGCUCAGUGCCCAGCGCUGACAUUCUGGCAACAGCGCCAUUGGGAAAUGAUAGCUAUGCAGACUUCCUCAAAAAUGUGUCACACCAAAGAGAAGACUUUAUAUUAAGGUGUCAAUGGCGGGACAGAUGGUGUGGUCCUGCCAAUUUCUCACUGUCCUUCACGGACACAGGGCUCUGCUACACCUUCCAGCCCGACCCAGCCUCGGCCGGUGUGGACAGGCCAGGUCCGUCAACAGGCCUGUCUCUAUUGCUAAAUGUAGAACAAUACGAAUAUCUGCCCGGUAACAAACGAGGUGUGGGUGCUAAGGUAACUAUCCAUGAACCGGGCCACCUGACAGAGGUCAAUCAGCAGGGCAUCAAUGUACCCGUGGGGAAACAUACAGCCAUGGAAAUUAAACAAAUAAAGCACAUGCGCCUUCAGCCUCCCCUCGGCAAGUGUCGGAGUUUAACCACCUUUAAUGGUAGUUCUGCGCAAGUGCAGUACACUAGAGACCUAUGUGAGCGACGUUGUAAAACAAGGGAGAUAAUAUCGGAGUGUAAUUGCUCGCCCCCGUCAAGCCCUGAAUUUCACCCUAAUGUUAAAAAGUGCGAUGUAAGGCAGUACUUCUCCUGCGCUGUAAAGGUCAAUGGUUUCACCGGUCGAAACCAGAAGGAGUGUGGCUGUGAACUGGAAUGUGACAGAACGGAAUUUGAUAUAUUUGCCUCGCACGCCACAUUGGCGUCCUACGGCGAAGUGAACUGGAGAAGGGAAUUUAAAAAUCUCGCCGCUUUAGAAGAACGUGUUAGAAACGCUCGCGACACUUUCCAAAAGGAGGAUGUGUCUAUAAAGAAUCACGAUCGUGAGCAGCUCUUGUCCCUCAAACAGUCUUUGGAGGAUAGCUCUGUUCAGGCGGAUUCGUUUCUGACCUACGUCAAUCAGUACGACAAAGAGCAUACGAAUGCCUCUAAUAAUCUUUUGGAGGCUGUCGGAGAACUAAAUAAAAGCGUUCUGUCCAACUACGACUUUUUCCAAGCAACAGGUCACACGGCUUUUAACUUGUUUGUACAGAACCUUAGAAAAGAGCUUAACGGUAUUUCGUCGAAAGCUAAAGAGUUUUAUCCGGGCAAGAUGAACAGUCAAGGUCGACCAGAGCAAAUGUCUUUACAAAGCGUGGAUGAAAUGCUGAGAAACUUAAGCAAACUGGUGCCAACGGGAAAGCAAGAUUGGUCCCAGAGUACGCCAGUCAUGGUGGAAAUACAGGACGGAAUCCGGACAUUCCAAGAUGAAUUGUUAUACGGUUACGGUCAAAAUUACAGAGAAUUCAACAAGUCCAGGCGGUAUUACGAGAUCAGUACGCGUGGCUUGUUGGAUACGGCUCAAAAACUCUCAGCUGUUCUUCUGAAAAGUUAUUGGCUACUAGGCAACACUAGUGCUGCGGCCAGGGGACGUAACCAUGUCAGAGCUAACACUCUGUAUAGUGCCUUUUUGAACACCAUUAAAGAGGCAGAGAGAAGCCAAGUGAAACUGUCCCAAGAGCUAGAAGAGUUAUUCCAGCGAUAUAUAGAAAACCGUCGGGGAGUUGUGUCGCUGUAUAAAACGUUAAUGAGUAUCGGGGCCAACACAACAACGGAUUCUUGGAGUUUGUGUAAAGAUGUGAAACAAAUGAAAUCCCUCGCGGAGAGACUAAAAAUCAAGAUGUCAUACCUCCAGGAUUCCAUGGAUUCUGUAGUUAGAGGAUAUCUCAAAAAUGACUUCAAUAAAACAGCUAUGGGAAAUCGGCUGAAAGAUGACAAAAUAUUCAAAGAAAUGAAUGAGGUUGAGUCCAUCGUACGCAGUAUCUUAUCCAUGACAAACCGAAUGCAGCUGGAUGGGUGGAAUCUGGUGAACCCGAUUAAACCUAUAUCUGCUCGUCUCAGCGAGUUCGGACUGAUGGAACCAACUAAGGUCCAGCUUAUCUUUGACCGGCUUACCUUUUCCUUGCUGAGCAAAGAGGUGAAACAUCUGAACGACGAGAUCCAGACGAGCCUGAGCAUAAUACGGUCGUACCAGGAGGAACUAUCCGACUACACUCGAUCUAACAGGAUCAACGAGGAUUUCUAUAAAGCCAAUCUAUUACAGCUGGAGUUGUACUUUCCUGACCUAACCGAGACUCGCAUCACGCAGAGAAUCGCAUACGGCUUAUUUGAUCUGGCUUGCGAUGUCGGUGGAACCUUCGCGCUUUAUCUGGGAUUUAGUCUGUUAACAGCAUUUGACAUCUUGGAUUUUCUCGGAGCCUUUUGCAAAUGGUGCGCGUAUCCAUCCAGGCAGUGACAACGGACAAGUCUGUCCUCAAGCUAAAGUACGAGCUACGGCUUCUCACGGCAAAGUAUACCGGCAGUGCGAAAACUUACACUUUGCUUUGAAUAGGACGGAAAGAAACAUUCGUUGGUACAAGACGAGAACACACAUAAACACGUGACUUUCUUCACCCAGAAAACUGUGUUAACAUGCGUGAUUGGUUGGUAGGUAGGAUUACAUUACUGUUGCAGCCUUUCAAAUGGCACAAACAGUCUGUGUGGGAGAUGUUACCAUGGUGAUAAACACUUCAAUCAUUUGGACAUGUGAUCAGGUUUUGCUCACCACUUGGAUGGUUUUACAAUUGUCAAAAUGACCCGCACCUCAACAGGUCGGGUAUUCGUGCCGCAUCAGUGCUAUAUAGUGAAAAAUCAAGGUUAAAAUGCUAAACGAAAGUUCCUCGCUGUGCCAUGUUUUUUGUUCUGGUAUAGGAAUACAUUUGAAGUCAGCAGUGGCGUUAUUGACGAAAGCGGCGGAGCAGCUGUCUCUCAUAUAUAGGUAUGGUGAUACUGUGCAUAUCACACACCGGACCUUUCGCAGCAGGAAGAUAGGCCACGUUACGAAGGAAUGUUAUAAAUGAUUUUUUUUUUAACAAAGCAACGGUAUCACGGCGUAUUUUGUGGAAUUUUGCGAAAAAGACUUAUUUCAGACUCAUAAAAUGGAGUAAAUAACACUGGCUAUAAUCAAUGCAACAAUGAUUCUACAAAACAGACGGAUGUAACAACUUUGUUAUAUCGUAGCGAAUAUACCUGGAGACGCAUGAAUAUGCCUGGAGACGAAGAGGACGUGUAGGUCAUAGACGUUGACGUCAUGAGGCUUGAUGUUAUGCUAGGUCACAUGACGAACUUGAUGUGAACUUCCGAUAUUGUCUCAUGACGCCACACAGAGUUGGACUGGCUCUCGCACAUAUACUUGAAGCAAUGCGUUCAUGGCCUCUACUUGGAUGUAACGAUCAAACUUUGAGUACAAUCAUGAGCACACCAUUCUUUGAUGAUAGAGAUCAGAGAACUAAAAUAUAUUUUACAAAUAUUCCCAGUGACAUACCUUAGUUAAUGGUGUGUUAUAUAGGCCUGCAGAGCCGCGGCGUUGACAAUAUGACGUUCUCCGUGUGCUUAGUGAGGAUUCUACCAAGGAGGCUUGGCAGCGUGGUGGGUAACAUAUAAAUCAGCUUGUUUGAAUAUACAUCGAUAAACAUGUAAUCAUUUUUUUCAAUCAUGCCUACAGAGCAUCUUUGAAAAUUAACGAUAAAUUUAUUUUUCUUCCUUUAAAAUGUUCGCAUAUCACUGGAUUUUGGCGGUGUAUUUGGUCGUCAUUUCUGUUGGGACAGUGUCCUAAAAUCAUUUCGUUAUCAUCAAAUCACGGAGAAUGAUGUGACAGUUACAACAAAUAUGUACUCACUCAAGAAUGUCGCCAGGAUUCACUCUCAGUUUCAAAAUACUUCUGAACAUGUAUGUAUGCUCGAGCGUUGGAGAAUUAUAUAUAUAUCUAUAUACCAAUAUAUACGUAUGACGUCAGUGAAUCUUGCUUACAGUUUCGAGUGUUCAUCAGAGCCGAUAUUCUCUGAACCCAUGAAUGAAUAACUAAACUGUAAAUAAGUGGCAGAAAUUUCCAUGAAAUGGAUAUUACGAUAUACGUCGGAGUCUCCCUGCAAGCUAUAUACAUGUAUAUGGGAACAUUCCAAGUUAUACUGUGAAUAUAUUCAGGACCAAUGUUUGUAUAAAAAGUGUGUGUAAAAUAAUAAUGAUUUCAGUACUUGUCAAAUGCAUAAAUAUUUCCGUAUUUAUUGCACUUUUGAAUUUAUUAUUUCAAACCAGGCUUCAAACCCUACCUUUCCGAUGUUGACAAGUCUCCGUCAUAGAGCUUAUCAACAGUUAUGUUUUCGUUUAAAUUAUUCAAAGCUAGAAGGGAUUAUUUCUUUCAUAUCUAUUGGUGAAUAAACAACU